Messenger RNA from Lucilia cuprina (Australian sheep blowfly), 2910 nucleotides. RefSeq names its product UDP-glycosyltransferase UGT4 (gene Ugt305A1). NCBI's taxonomy places the organism in Eukaryota, Metazoa, Arthropoda, Insecta, Diptera, Calliphoridae. The coding region runs from base 1 to 1680 and encodes 559 amino acids. The transcript is spliced from 4 exons. Gene Ontology annotation, molecular function: UDP-glycosyltransferase activity. The record is from RefSeq and is a predicted model, not a curated record.
AUGGAAUUGAAAGUGAUCAGAAGUACGUGUUUCGUACUAUUACUGCUAAUAAGUGUAACAAGUCAAACUGAGGCCAAAAAAAUAUUGUGUUUAUUGGGUGUUGGUACAGAAACAACAUUAAUAUGGGACAAAGUUUUAGUAAAUGAAUUGGCGGCUAAAGGUCAUGAUUUAACUGUUGUAACAACUUCAAUAUGGGAAUUGGAAUCGGAAACAAAUAUUGAUUUUAUUUAUUUAGAGAAAACACAACAAUUUCUUAGACAACGUUAUGCAAAUAGUAAUAGUAGCCACAAUGCUUUGGAUCAAAGUAAUUGGAAAUUUAUAGUGAAUUGGUAUGAUCAACAUAUGGCCACAUGUCGUGGAAAUUUGGAAUCUAGCGGUUUGUCAGAGGUUUUAAAAUUGGCAUUGCAAAGAAAACGUGUUUUUGAUUUGUUAAUUUAUGAUGUCACCUAUGGACCCAGUUGUUUGUUGCAUGUAGCUCAUCUCUUUGGUGUUACACCAAUUGUUGGCAUAACAAGUUCCACCUUAACAGCUGAUAUUUUAAAUAUUUAUCAGUAUUCUGGUUUAAAUGCUGCAUUAGAUCCUUACGUUUUAAGUGAUUUUGACAAGAACAUGAACUAUUGGAAACGUUUGUAUAAUACGGCUCUAUUUGGAUUGGAUUAUGUUUACCGCCAAUGGGUGGUAAGACCUGUAAUUGAAGGACUAUGGUCUCACAAUGUUAAAAAUAUUAAUAUUCCGAAAUCUUUAGAUGUAUUAAUGCCACGUUUUAAAGUUAUCUUAGCCAAUCAUCAUCCUGCUCUACACACUUUAACAGCACUACCGGGCAAUAUCAUUGCAGUACCCGGUCUUCAUAUUCAAAAUAAGAAUUCUAUUAAACUUUCUCCCGAUCUUUUAGAAUUUAUUGAAAUUUCAGUAUCCGACGUUAUUUUAAUCGAUUUGGAUUUAAAACAGUUGGCUGAAAGUAAUAUGCUGGCUAUAAUGGAAGUGAUUCGUAAAUUUCCCAAAUAUAAUUUUAUUUGGAAUACAGGGAAUAGUAAAAGAGUGUUAAGAAAUAAACCAAAUAAUGUAUUUAUGGCAAACAAUUUAAACAAUCUGGAAGUAAUGGAAAAAGCUGAAAUUAAGUUUGUUUUAACAGUUCCUGAAAUAUUACGUAUUCAAGAGUGUUUAUAUCAGGGCGUACCAAUGAUCGCGGUCACUUUAAAUCCCGAACAAAGAUAUCUGGCUAAAAGAAUAGAAGAACAGGGUUUUGGUCUUAAUUUAGAAUUGAAUAAUUUUAAAAAUCUAGCUGAAACUUUUGACAAGAUCUUGACUAACAAAAAUUUUCGGAAAAUGGCCCAGCAAUUACAAUUGACUUUUAGAAAUUAUCAAAAUCCUCCUUUAGAUACCGCUGUUUGGUGGGUGGAACAUUUAUUGCAAUAUCCUCAAGCCAACGAUCAUUUGAUCUUUACAAAUCAAAGCAAAGUGGGAUUCUUUGCUAGAAAUUCUUUUGAUAUUGUUUUUCUAUUCGAAAUCAUAAUUUUAAUUUGUAUUAUUAAUAUGAUUUUAGUUUGUAGACAAACUAUAGAGAAUUUUAAGCAAAUAUCCAAAACUAAGAGAAAAACAGAAGAAAAAAAGGAAAAACAAGUUAAGAGAAUGAAAAAGGAAGGCAAAGAGAAGAAAAAAGAGAAAGCCAAGACAUCAUAGUUAAAUUAUUUAUUUAAAUAAAAUAAAAUAUGUUUAAUAAAAUAAUACAAAAGUGAAAAUAAAAACUAUUCUGGACUAGUUACAUGUAUGGUUAUUUCGGGUUAGUUAUAGUACUAGUUAUAAAGAAUGGCUUGAUUUAAAGUUCUUAUUUUAGAAAAAAAACUCUCUGUUGCUAUAACUGUCGAUAAAUAGAAGAUUUUCGGCCGAGUAUGUCUCAAUCUGAUAAAGAGAAUCAAACAGAGUCUGUAUUAAGGUUGUUAUCGAAAUUGGAAGUGUUAGAUUGAUUGGCAAUGAGUGUAUUGUUAGUUUAAUUGAAUAUUCAAAGACAUUUAAAUCAUAAAGUCUAUGAAAGUUUAGUUCUCAUUUUAAAUACAAUUAACGGUCGGCAAAAACUGGUAGAGAAUGUAAUGAGCCUAGAGGUUACAUAUUUUAAUCAUUGGAACCGGGUUUAUAAUGAUUACAAAAAUAUGGUAUUUCUAAUCACUUAUUGAAAAAGUUUAAAUUGCAAGAACUUUGUGUUGUGGGUUCACAGUUACCACACAUAUGGUAAUUUUUAGACAUUUUAAUUUGUAUGUUCUUUUAAAAUUAAAAACCAAUAUCGUUGCACUGUGUAAUCAAUAUAAUUAUUACCAGCAUCUUUAAUGCGAAGCACUUACCGCAUCUGGCAAAAAUGUCAUAAAUGUCAAUCAAAUAAAAAACUACUUUCAAUUAUUUUAAAAGUUAUUUUUUUGUUCUUUAUUGCUCAUUUUUUUGUAAUUUUUUUCUUCAAAAUUCUUUAAAUUAAAUAGUUUACAAUUAUUAAUUUUAAAAUAAAUUUUAUUAUAAACCAACUACUAACAAGAAGUAAGCAAAAAAUCGAACCAUAUGUGGUCACUGACAAAUACUAUUUAAAGCCAAUUUAUUUUCAUUACUAAAUUUUGCAAUAUUUCAACUAUUUUUUUUUGCAGUAUUUGGAAUUCAUUUACAUUAUUUAGCAAAUCAUUUUUUAAAAGUAAAAAAUCUAUUACCAAAUUUGUUAGCAUGCAACCAGUUAACUAAUUUAGGGCGUACUUCUUUUUUAGUUAAUUGGAGGGGGAAGUUUUUUUCACUUAAAUAUUGUACAAUAAAAUUAUUAAAUAUUUUUGUUUAAAAUUUAAAUAUAUAUUACAUAGAUAAAUACAUAAAUACUUGUAAAGAAUUACGCACUCUUUUGAUUUAAAUGUUUGUUUUUUGUUAUGUGUUUAAACUAAU